AUGAACUACCUCCAUCCAACACCGACAGAUUCCUCCGGGGACCCCCUACGAUGGCCGUUUUGGCUACGAUGCACAGCUGUCGUUGUCACCUCCCUAGCCAACUUUGUUGGUAAUAUGGCAGGKGCUGGGAUCAGUGUCGCUAUUCCAGACUUAAUGCAGGAAUUUCAAAAAUCACAAUCGAAUGCUACUCAGGUCUUGACGGUACAUACCCCAUUAUACUCGGGUGAUGCCAGUGCUUCGGCGUAUGAUGCUAACCACCCCUCAAAGUUCAAUUUUCUCUUUCUCGGUAUUGGAAAUAUCUUUUGGGUGCCAGUGGCUAUGAAGUUUGGUAAACGAGCCUCGAUGCUCAGCUCAAUGGCGAUGCUGGCAGGCAUGUUGGCUUGGUCAGCGGCUGCUCAGACCUUCAACAGCCUCGUUGCUGCCAGAUGUUUGAUUGGCUUUGCAUCAGCUGCUGGUGAGAGUAUCGUUCCCGACAUUGUGGCGGAUACUAGCUUUACGCAUCAACGAGGUGCAAUGAUGGCAAUCUACGUCUUGCUCAUUUCCGGAGGAUCUGCUAUCGGCCCACUCAUUUCUGGCUUCAUGGUUGCCAAUACAUCAGAUACCUGGCGGUCGUCGGUCUGGCUUUGCUUCGGGAUGGCCAUCCUCGACCUACUCCUGAUAUUCUUCUUCUAUCCUGAGUCCAAUUUCGACCGUCCUCAGGAUUCUUUCGACCAAUCGCAAAUUCUCCAAGAAAUUCAUAGAUCUGCUAAGAAUGGAAACACUCAACACGAGGAAUUUGUGGAAGGUUCAUUUCCGAGUCUCCCCAUGGAGACUACUUAUACUAUUCGAACGCCUCCUAUUUCAGAAAUUCUUCGCCCGGUAUCGUAUAAUCCCUCUGUCAAUCUUAUCCAAGCUAUGUUUGAGCCACUGAAGUUGCUCGCUCAUCCGUCGGUCGUGUGGGCAAUAUUCACUUAUGCAAUCUGUCUCAGCCCUCAAGUGAUUCUGAUCUUCACGAUGUCCCCUUUGCUUCAAGCACCGCCGUAUCUAUUCACAACUAGCGACGUCGGCCUAGUGCAGAUUGCCGCCAUUGUCGGCUUCAUACUCGCUUUUUGCGGCGGUGGCAUGCUCUCAGAUUACAUCAAUGGGGUGAUCGUGCGCCGAACAGCUUCGAGACUUACCAUAUUCCGAGCCGAACACCGUCUGAUAUCCAUAAUACCUGGUAUGCUGAUCGGUCCUGCAGGAUGCAUUCUUCUCGCAUUUGCUUGUGGGCAUCAAUUGCACUGGAUCGUAAUCGCGGUAGGAUUUGGGCUCGUGUCGUUUGGCACGGUAUAUACUCCAAAUAUUGCGAUCACGUACGUCACCCAACGUCACCAACGAGAUGCAGCCAAGUGUCUUAUCUUGAUCAAUAUACUCAAGAAUCUGGUCGCGUUUGUGUUUCUGUAUGUGGCAGUGGACUGGGUCAAUAAAAAUGGAUAUGUGCAAAUUUACAUGAUUAUGUUCAUGUUGAAUAUCCUCGUCCUUGGGUGCGCAUUACCAUUGUACUACUUUGGCUUGAGGAAUCAUGAAGAGUUUCAAUGA
This is a messenger RNA of Talaromyces amestolkiae, 1557 nucleotides long. RefSeq lists its product as uncharacterized. The record is from RefSeq and is a predicted model, not a curated record. Lineage: Eukaryota; Fungi; Ascomycota; Eurotiomycetes; Eurotiales; Trichocomaceae. Gene Ontology annotation, molecular function: transmembrane transporter activity. The coding region runs from base 1 to 1557 and encodes 518 amino acids. Gene Ontology annotation, biological process: transmembrane transport. The transcript is spliced from 4 exons.